AUGGAGCCCUCAACCACAACCACAGCCACAGCACCCACCCCUCUGCAAAGCAAGCUCGUGGAAUUCCGCGGCGCAGAGUACAAUGUCAUCAAGGAGGGUCUGGCCCAUAUUCUAAACCCUCCUUCACAAGAAGCCGCCUCCAAGGCUACUCGAAGAGACCUCAAGACCGAAGACGAGUCGCAGUCCGUCUUUUACAACCCCAUCCAGCAAUUCAACCGUGACCUCAGUGUUCUGGCCAUUCGCGCUUUCAGUGAACAUGUCGUUGAUCUGAAGAAGCAGAAACAUGACCUGAAGGCCAAGAAGCGCACUGCGAAUGGUGGGUCAAAGGGCCAGAAGCGAAAACGUGAGGAUGAGGGGGAUCAGAACCAGUCAAAUAAAAAGGGAGAAGUUGCUGAAAAGUCGGAGACAGAGAAUCCGAAUGAACAAGUGGAAGUCGAUGUCGAUGUCGAGGCCGUCGGUGCUACUGCUGCUCCUACUGCCACUGCCACUGCCACUCCCACGAAUGGAAAGCAAGAAGACUCUACCACCACACCAUCCCACCAAUUCACCAUCCUAGACGCCCUCUCCGCAACAGGCCUCCGUGCCCUACGCUACGCCUCCGAAAUCCCCCUUGCAACUAAGAUCGUCGGCAACGACCUCUCCCCCUCAGCAAUCCAGUCCAUGAAAACAAACAUCGACUACAACGAGCUGGGAAACCGCAUUCAACCCAACCUAGGCGACGCACGCGCCUACAUGUACACCCUCGGCCCAACCGAACGAUUCGACGUAAUCGAUCUAGACCCCUACGGCACAGCCUCGCCCUUCAUGGACGCCGCAGUCCAAGGCGUCAAAGACGGCGGUCUGUUGUGUGUUACCUGCACGGACGCGGGAGUCUGGGCUUCGACGGGGUACGCAGAGAAAGCCUUCUCUCUGUACGGUGGUGUGCCCAUCAAGGGCUCACACUCUCAUGAAGGUGGUCUGAGACUUAUCCUAAACGGUCUCGCCAUGUCUGCUGCCAAGUAUGGACUUUCUAUUGAACCACUACUUUCACUAAGUAUCGACUUCUAUGCCCGGACUUUCGUGCGUGUAUCUCGAUCGCCGGCGCAGGUCAAGUUCGUCGCGGGUAAUACCUUGCUGCACUAUAAUUGUGAUUCAGGCUGCGGGGCCUGGAGCAAUCAAUACCUCGCUUCGACGAAACAUAAGCUCGAUAAAAGAGGUAACCCCAUGAGCUACCAUAGUCUGGCCCAAGCACCGACUGCAGGACCGCACUGCGAGCACUGCGGUUUCAAGACUCAUCUCGCCGGUCCGAUGUGGGGAGGUCGUUUACACAAUCCGCAAUUCAUUCAGCGGAUCUUGUCAAUCCUGCCAACGCUGGAUAAGGAGGUUUAUCAAACUGUUCCCCGGCUUGAGGGUAUGCUUACCACGGCCUUGGAAGAGGAUUUGGAUCUUACACCAUCAUCUAUCAAACCUGCCCAACCUUCGUCAGAGAUGACAGAAUCCCAAUCCCAAGCCCAAUCUUCUUCAGAAUACCCCUCCAUAAUCGCCAAAAUGGACCCCUCCCUCCGCGACCAAUACCCAUUCUACUUCAUCCUCGGCGCGCUCUCAAAAGCCCUCCACUGCCAAACACCACCCAUCGACGAAUUCCGCGGCGCAAUCCACUCAAUCGGAUACAGAAGCACGCGCUCACACGCAAAGCCGAAUUCAAUCCGCACCGACGCCCCUUGGUCUGUUAUUUGGGAAAUUAUGCGCGAGUGGGUUCGUCAGCAUGCUCCCGUUAAGGAAGGGUCUAUUAAACCGGGGACUCCUGGUGCGGGGUUGAUGAGGAUGGAUCGGGGGAGAUUCAGUAAUGGCAGUGGCAAUGGCAAUGGCGGAGCUGAGGCUGAGGGCAGUGCCGAAGCUAGCGCUUGGCUAGCUCGUCUCAAAACAGACCUCCUUUCCGAUAUCGAGUCCGGUCGAGAUAUUUCUGAUCUCGUUACGAAGGUUGAAGCUUCGCUUUAUCGAUCGGGUCCUGAGACAUGCGCACCACCAGCAGCAAGAGAAGAAACAGGAUGGUCCUGCUGUGCCAAAGGCAAAGACUGCCGCAACUGCAACGCAACCACACCCGAGUACCCUGGACAUCCGCUUCGAUGCACAGUUAGGUCGGGACUCUUCGGUUUCACAUACUCAUAA
Molecule: messenger RNA, 2148 nt
Organism: Penicillium waksmanii
Lineage: Eukaryota; Fungi; Ascomycota; Eurotiomycetes; Eurotiales; Aspergillaceae
Product: tRNA (guanine26-N2)-dimethyltransferase
Exons: 1
Coding region: 1-2148 (715 amino acids)
Biological process (GO): tRNA N2-guanine methylation
Cellular component (GO): nucleus
Molecular function (GO): RNA binding
Source: RefSeq, a predicted model, not a curated record